GCACAUGCACGCGCGCCGUGGUCCUUUUAAGGGAGGUCUGAGCAGCUCAUUUCCACAGCUUCACGCAGAGAGUAAAGCUGUUCCAGAUGUCCCACCUGCCCCCCCCGUCGUGGAGACGGAGUGGAGCGCGCCUCCGUGCCGGCGGAUCGCGGGUCUGACUCUGGUCGCAGUAAAUGUUGUCUUUCAACUAUAUCCUAAACAUUAUUGGUAAAACUAUACGAACUAAGUGAGUACUGGAGAAGCCGUGGACGACGCAGAACCUCGUGUUCAUUUUUUUAUUUAUUCUUUAAUUAGCUCAUUUUUAAUCGUCGCCUCUUGGCAGCAGCGCGCGUAAAGAGCAUCUGACAGCAGCGAGUGUUCCUCUGAAGAAUGGAUGUUCUGGACAACAUGGGCGAGGAAUGGAUGGAGUUGGAGGCGUCGGCCAACAAAGGGGUCAUCAUAAACGUCAGCCUCGGCUCCGCCAACGACACCAACAUGACCUUUUUCCCCUAUUAUCAGCACUCCCUGUACGUGGCCGCCAGCUACAUCCUGGCCUACUUAUUCAUAUUCCUGCUGUGUAUGGUGGGCAACAUUGUGGUGUGUCUGAUUGUUUUGGAAAACCGUCGAAUGCGCACGGUCACCAAUCUCUUCAUCCUCAACCUGGCCAUCAGUGACCUACUGGUGGGCAUCUUCUGCAUCCCCACGACGCUGGUGGACAACCUCAUCACAGGUUGGCCCUUUUCCAACAUUGUGUGCAAGAUGAGCGGCUUUGUGCAGGGAAUGUCUGUUUCCGCCUCGGUCUUCACUCUUGUGGCCAUCGCUGUCGAAAGGUUCCGCUGCAUAGUGUUCCCUCUACACCCCAAGCCGAGCAUCCUCGUUGCCAAGGCCGCCAUCGUGUUGAUCUGGGUGCUGGCGAUCGGGAUCAUGUGUCCCGCGGCCGUGGCACUGACCGUGGACAGAGUCCCUUACCACAUCAUGGUGCACAACGGCGACUUCAACCAGACGUUCCCCCUGUACACCUGCUACGAAAACUUUGCCAACCCUCACAUGAGAAAAGUCUACACGGCGGUUCUGUUUGCUCACAUCUACCUGGUGCCGCUCACCGUCAUCACGCUGAUGUACGGCGGCAUCGGAGGCAAACUGUGCUCUUCCGUGGUGGCCAACAGAGAGCCGCAGCUGGCCGACGUUGCGGCCCAGGCGAGGCGCAGAAGGCCGGGUCAGCCAAUGAUCUCCCAGAAGAAGGUCAGGGUGAUAAAGAUGCUCAUCCUGGUGGCUUUGCUCUUCAUGCUGUCCUGGCUGCCGCUGUGGACUCUCAUGAUGAUGACUGACUACGCGGGCCUGGACAGGCAGCAGCUGGACCUUCUGACCAGCUACAUUUUCCCCUUCGCCCACUGGCUGGCUUUCUCCAACUCCAGCGUCAACCCCAUCAUUUACGGCUACUACAACGAGAACUUCAAGAGGGGCUUCCAGGCCGUGUGCAAGACCAGGCCGAUCUGUUGCCUCCCCCGGUGCGACCUGUGGAAGAGGAUGGCCAGGAGGGGCCGGAAAAAACGGUCCGGGCCGGCGCCUCGCGGGGGCGCCGACUUCAGGGAUGUCAUUAGCAACUACAACCAGCUCAUCAUGGGGCUGAGGAAUCGAGUCCACAACGUCAAUGUGUCCACAGAAACGGCCGAGAUAGACGGAAGCGGAAGGGCGGGCUGCGUGCUGGUCCAUUCGGAGGGAACUCUUUCGGAGCAAGGGUUAGAAAUGACGGUUGUGAAUAAGAAAGGUGGCAGUGGGGAGGAGUCCGAAAAGGUCAGUUCAAUGGCGGCCUCAGUGUGUCAAGCAUGGGACAACUAAGUGUUCACAAUACAAGCCAGAAACGAAUAAGCAAAGCCAUAGCAUGUUAGAUUGUGGCCUGAAGGAAGAGACUAUUGUGAGAUGUUUAAUGUGGUCACUGUUUAGAGGUGGUUACACGUUUCAGCCCCGGUUCCUCUGCCUAUCACGUACAGCACAGAUAAUCAGAUAAUGAUGAUCCCACUGGAGCGGGGGGUUAUUCUAGAUUUGUAACAUAUUCCAAAAUGAAGUUGCCUGCAUGUCAUACAUCUCAUUUGGUGUCAUGCUUAUUUGGUGAAUUGGUUCAGUCAUAUGCAAUUAGUGUUAAAAUGUCCAUAUUUUACUGUGACCAUAUUUUAUUUGUCCAUAUUUAUGGGGAAGACGUUGUACAUAAGAGACAUGUUGUGUCGUUGGAUUCACACUGUAAACCUAAAAUGAAAUACGAAACAACAUGAAACACAUUUGAAUACGGCGGAAAAAUAACGUACACCCAGGCGGGCUGUUGAAGGCAAACCAUUUUUUCUCACAUGACAUCCCAUCAUCACCCAUCCCAUUUCAGCGCCCUUUCAAUCGCAGGCCAGAGGCCACUGAUGAGUGACGCCCCGCUGGCGUCUUUAAAAGCCUCCGCCGACACAAGACCCACAUACUGAUUGAACGGCCUCGGACAUACCAUCACUUCUGGGCGGCGUGCGGCUGUGUGCAGCUCUCUCAGCGUGUUGCUUAUCACAUUCCUGUUUGUUCCUGCUGUCACACUGCGCCGCCUCAGCAGGGAGGGAACCACCGAGUCGCGCUGUGCGGCCGCGUGCUUCUGCAACAUUUGUUGUAAUUUCGUCCUAUUUUUUUUUUUUUACAUUAGUGUUGAAAUGAUUCAACCAAUAGACAAAUUGUCGGACGGACGGAGAAUAAACUGAUCACAACUCAGUGUUGUUCAGUUGUGAAAAAUUAUAACUAUUUGCGUUUCAUCGGGUAAAGCAAUUGUUUUUUGUACUUGCCAGUAUUAAGCUACUAACUUAAGUAUUUAUUAAGUUGAAUAAAGCACUGGGACUGUCCCUUAAUGACCUUUUAUAACUGUCACUCAUCACGUCAAACUUUACUGUGAGCUCAAGAGAUCCCAGGAAAUGUGCAUGUUCUUUCUCUCCUUAACAAGAAGGCCUAUUUAAAUAGGUAAUGCAUCACAGUAAAUGUCUUUUCUUAGAUUAUCUUCUCAGCUGAUACUCUGCACUACAACUAACCCAGACGAGAAGUGCAGGAGCAAAAACUGUUCUUAGUUGAUGGCUCUGUGCAAGUAAUAUGAUUGAUAUUGUAAUAUGAAAAAAUCUAAAAAUGUGCCUUUAACCAGUGUCUCUGUUUCCACUCUAGAAGAGUUGACUUUUGGUUCCUUUAGGGUCCAUAACCAAAACUGAGAUUUAUUCAGCUUGUUUCAUGCCUAACUUUGAUGGAUCAUAACAGAACAUUUUAGAAUAGAAGCACGCCAAAAAAACAAGCUUCCUUUCUAUUUACCACAGUUACUUCACCAGUGCUGCUCUGAAAAAGCAUUAAAGCUACUGGACCAAUACCAACUUCCCCCCGGAAAAGAGCUCACGUGGUCAAAAUGCUACGUAAGCAAAAAGCACAACCUUUCUAUUAUUAUGAUUAUUACACAGCUAUUAUUAGCUAGGAAUCUCUGUCAGUACGUGGGUACGACCUUUGACUUUCUUAAAGCCCCUUCAACUUUUAUCUAUAUUAGGUUUGGCGGUUGUACCGUUGGGCACCCAAGGACAUGCGGUGUCAAAUAUGGAGACACGCGCUACAUUUGUUCCUAAUGAACUUCUAAUAAACAAUUUAAACAUUUGACUCUUUUCUCGGUUGAAUGCGGCUGCUGGUGAUCCAACGUGAUUUCUUUGCACUUGGCAUUUCUAGUAUCAAAAGAUACCAACCUUGUUUUUAUAAACUGACUAGAAAUCUUUACAUACACACAAGGGCAACAUUUGUGCAAAUUACGAUUCUUCGUGAUAAGACGAAGGAGAACAAAUAGUACAGAAAUUUCAUUAAUAGACCAAUUUUCAUCCCAUUUCUUUUAACCGUGCAACAGAACUCGGCCCGACCUGUCACAGGUCUAUCUGGUGAAUGGUUCGAUGAAAUGGUUCAAAAACUCCACCUUCUGUGAACUACCAAUGAUCCAUUCUGCGGUGUUUCUCCAACACCCAACCUGGCAUAGUUUCUGCGUGUGCACAGGCAGUUACGGCUGCAGAAAAUAGCCUGCUUAAGCACUGCAGUCAGAGGCCCAAUUACCAACAAGCAGCUACUCUCACUGUGUCUUCUCCUAGUAGUUCAUUGAGGAGUAAAAAGUGCAUUAACAAAACUGUGAAUAGGAGGCAUGAUAACAAUAGCGAGACAAAAAACGGCGCUACAUACAUCGAUAAUCCACAAGAGCCACAACCAAAGAAUCGGAUGUAAUAAUGGACACGGUCGUCAGAACAGUUGAAGUCUUUUGGAUUUUUGCCACUUCGGGCAUCUUUGUUGUUGAUCUUCAAUGGUGUGGUGUAACGUGAAUGCGUUCGCGAGUUGUGGCAGCAAUAUUGUUGUUGUUGUUUUUUUCACUAUAUAUUUGUUUGCCCUGCCUGGCAAGCAUGAUGACUAUUUACGUAUCCCAACAGGGAAAAUCAGUUGCUCUACAUGUGCUGUUUAGAUUUGCAUUGGAAAUUGUAUCGUGGCAGCUUCGUUGUCAAGGACAAAGGAUGUUUGUGCCACAGUGGGUUGUAAUUUACAGUUUUCAUUUAUUUGAAUAUGCUACUGGCAUCAGAAGACUGUGCAAAAAGAUUUAUUUGAGAGAAAUGGGACUAAACAUGUGUUUCAGACUACCGUCUGACCAUUUAUUAUUGUAUUGUUGUUCUUUCUGCCUUUCUCUUGCUGUGUAACUAGAUGUAACUUUGUCGUUUGGCACUUAUGUGUUGUUUUUACUUUUUCUACUAUGAGGAUUUUGUAUUUUGUUCUAAAGCCCUCUAAUUUUUGUUCAAAUAUCCAUCCGUCAUUUCAGCCACUUUUGUGAAAACCUGUUUGAGAAAUGUAUUAGAGAAGCAAAAAAACUUCUCUGUUCUGCUGCAUACUCAAACAAACCAGUAUUUACCUUUAACAUACCGUGAAACUGCUUGUAAAAUACUAAAUAUAUCCGCAGCCUCAUCAGUAUUUUGGCAUUAUGCACUAUUACAUAGUAUGCAGGUGUUUAACCAGCAAUCAAAUAUUUAAGUUUGUGUUGCUGUACACGUCACAAUCACUGCUUUUGUCUCAAGCUCAUGGCAUUUUAUUUAAAUUCAGUCAAUGGUUUUUAUCAUCAUCGCAAUUGUCGACCUCAUGAGGUCACCGACAAAAGCCUUUGUGAAUCACCGUAGUCAGCAGGAUUCAUCCUACUCUGUAUUAUUAAUUAUACUACGCUAUCGUGCCGUAUCUAUUUUUCGGGGGGUUUUCAUGUCCACGCACACAUGAAUUGUUAAUGUGUGUAUCCGAUUGUGUGCAGCAAUCUGCAGCGUGUUAAUAUUCAAUGUGUCCCCUAUCUGUGUUUUCUUGUAUACCUGUUCCUUUUUUUCCUGUGUGAUGGUCAAUAAAUAAAUGAUGAAAGGCU
Gasterosteus aculeatus aculeatus (three-spined stickleback) is the source of this 5392-nucleotide messenger RNA. RefSeq names its product neuropeptide FF receptor 1 like 2 (gene npffr1l2). The record is from RefSeq and is a predicted model, not a curated record. NCBI's taxonomy places the organism in Eukaryota, Metazoa, Chordata, Actinopteri, Perciformes, Gasterosteidae. Gene Ontology annotation, molecular function: neuropeptide receptor activity; peptide binding. Gene Ontology annotation, biological process: G protein-coupled receptor signaling pathway; cellular response to hormone stimulus. Gene Ontology annotation, cellular component: plasma membrane.